AUGGCCGAGACCAGCGAGGAGGUGGCGGUGCUGGUGCAGCGGGUGGUGAAGGACAUCACCAACGCCUUCCGGAGGAAUCCGCACAUAGACGAAAUUGGACUGAUCCCAUGUCCUGAAGCUAGGUAUAACCGGAGUCCGAUAGUCCUGGUUGAAAACAAACUUGGUGUGGAGAGCUGGUGUGUCAAGUUCCUCUUGCCGUAUGUCCACAACAAACUCCUCCUGUACCGAGCGAGAAAGCAGUGGCUGAACAAAGACGAAUUGAUAGAUGUCACAUGCACCCUGCUGCUUCUAAACCCAGACUUUACCACUGCAUGGAACGUGAGGAAAGAGCUAAUUCUCUCUGGCACUUUAAACCCAAUUAAGGACUUACAUCUGGGAAAACUGGCCUUAACGAAGUUUCCAAAGAGUCCAGAAACAUGGAUCCACAGGCGAUGGGUGCUGCAACAGCUAAUUCAGGAAACCUCCUUGCCUUCCUUCGUGGCCAAAGGAAACUUGGGAACCAUCCCUGCAGAAAGAACGCAGCGGCUGAGACAAGAAGAGAUGGAGGUCUGUGGGGAAGCUGCUGGAAGGUACCCAAGCAACUAUAAUGCCUGGUCCCAUCGGAUCUGGGUUCUACAGCACGUGGCCAAGCUAGACGUCAAGACGCUUCUUGAUGAACUGUCUUCUACUAAGCAUUGGGCGUCCUUGCACGUGUCCGACCACAGUGGAUUUCACUACCGCCAGUUUUUAAUAAAGUCUUUGAUUAGCCAAACUGUACCAGAUGGUUCUGUGUUGGACCAGAAUCCUUCGAGAAGCGAGCCAGACCUAGUCCUUCAAAAAGAUGAAGCUGCAAUUUCAACAGAGGAACCGAGGAUGAAUCUUUCUCAUCUUCUAGAAGAGGAAGUUGAAUUCACCACCGAUCUCAUCGAUACCUACCCAGGACAUGAGACCCUGUGGUGUCAUAGGAGGCACAUCUUCUAUCUUCAGCAUCGUUUAAACGGGAGGCUUCCUCACCGCGGGACCCAGUUGUCCUCAGCAGACAGCCCUGGGGGCACUCUGAGCGACUUGCCCCUCACCCCCGCUGGCCCCCACACAUCUCAGGCAAUGGAGGUGGACGGACUGAAGGACUCUACCAAGCAAGGCUAUUCCCAGGAAACCAAACGCCUGAAGCGGACCCCAGCUCCAGACUUCUUGGGCCUGGAAAUGGAGCACCGGUUCAUUGAUCAAGUGCUGUCCACUUGCCGGAAUGUCGAGCAAGCCAGGUUUGCCAAUGCCUACAGGAAGUGGCUGGUGACUCUGAGUCAGUGAAGGAGCUGGAUGAGCCCUGCAAGGGUCCCCUUUUAGUGCAAUAUUCCUUUCCUUUCUUAUUGACAUAGUUGCAUGGACUGUUUUAUUGGCUAACCAUCUUUAGGUUAGAAAUCCUUAGAAACUCAUUUUAUUUAUUUUGUUAAGAACUGGCAUUCCCUUGGGGGUAAAACAAUGGGUAUAAUUCCCUCCUGCUGAACAGUGAGUCUUAAAUGUCUCCUCUUAACAUGUCUUGCCCUCGGUGCUUCUUCACAGGGGGCUUUUUACUUGAUUCUCCUUUUCGGUUUACACACUCCCGCCACAGUGCAACUGCUGCGUCUAAGCUGGUGUGUGCUUGUUUGAUUUUUUAAUUAAAAGUUUAUCUUUCAAUUUGGCUUAAGGUAAACACAAAUGCAAAAAUGACCUGAUAUAAUUGUUGCUUUGAGAAGCAAACGACUAUGUGGGACCGGCGUGUAAAAAUGCAGACCCAUUUCUCUAGCGUGUUCUAGUUACCAGAGUCAGGAGUAUUGGGAUUUGUGUGACAGCAUGCUUCCAUUCUAAUCUGCUUUUAAAAUGAUCAUUUAGGUAAAGGAAACAAAGCAAGUAAUUUUAAGAGUUUAUGUAAUUACAGUACUUGAAACUUAUUUUUAUUACUAGUUUGAUAGGUUAUUUUUACCUCAAAUUUGGUAUAUGCCAAAAAUACUCAAGCCGUCCCUUAUAAAAUACUUUUUUCUUAAAAAUGUGGAAUGCCAUUUUAGUUAUGACCGCUUUUACAUUUGUCCUUCCAAUUCCCCGAGGAAACAUGCAUCUUCCAUAGACCUGUAUCCACCACAGCUUCUGCUUUGGGUGGAUUUACGUUACUGAGGGCACACUGGAGGAACAGCAAAACGCGUGUGAAGGGACUGUUGAACGUUUACUGGCAAAAGCCAGUGGGGAAAGAGUGGGUUUGAAGAUUAAUUCCUUAAUCUUUAUUUUAAAAAUGAAAACAAAAACUUUGAUACUGAACUUAUCAGGGAUGAGGUUCCAAAGUGUCUCCUUAAAACUGUUAUCUUAUCUUUUCAGUAACAAGGGCUGGGUUUCAGCUUGGUGACUUCGGGGUGGGAAAGGGCAGCGUACCGCCUGCUGUCCUAAUGUAAUUACCUCCGUGUAGAAGCCUGUGUUUCUUUCCUACAGUACCACCUUCCUCUCCCAAUUUGCUCUACGUGUUUUGUCAGUUUUACUUUUUGUAUAUUUUUCCUUAUCUGCCUUAUUUCAGGAAUAAGCAGUAUCUUCAUUGUACUGAAGAUAGUCUCUUCUCCAUCCUAUUUGCGAUGAACUUCAUCCCCCAUUAAAACACACACACACACACACACACACACACAGGCAGACCAGGUGAAAAAGAGCUUCCCCUGAAGGUUUCCAUCACGGUGAGAGAUGUCUGUGGCCUGUGUAUGUGCUGCCUGGGGGCCAGAGUGGCAGAAAGGAGCAUGACCACCGCUUUUGCCCACUGUCCCCUGGACCAGUAGGUGGGGAAAGACGAACGCCUCGUAUCCUACUCUGGGUUGGUCAUUGCCCUAAGGGGAAGGAAAAUGGGCCCUUUACUUGGACAUCACAGUUUGGUUGAGUGACAAAAUGUUGCCCUGUAACUGAGGAGCCCAGAAAAAUGGCCCUGCCUGGUCCCAGUGGAAAUCACUUUCCUCUCUGGACACAAGAAAAUCCAGCAUUCGCAAUGCUUAGCUGGAAGACUAAUUGCUAUUAUUGACAUAAUUCCAAUGCCCUUGUGUACCAAGUGUGCUUUGACCAGAUGCUCAUGAAUCAGAUACCUCAGAUUCUGUCUAGCCCUGUGUCGAUCACACCAUCAGCUGCGACUGGGAGCUUCUAUGGGCCGGCGGGCGGGGGUGGCAAUCACCUGGACAAGAGCAGAGGGUCAGCCCAUCUCACUCACAUGCUCCCAACUCUGGCUCCGUUCAGUACUGCUUUGCCUCAGCAUCACUUUAAAUGUCUAUCCCUAGUCAUAGGGCUUAUUAGGCUUUGAUGUGAGAGUGCCUGUAAAUAGUUAAUCCCCUGCGGAACAUCAGCUAAGCUUUCAUAGAGCUCUGUGCUCUUGUUGCCUUUUUACACCUUCCCAGAGCCCCUUGCCCAUCUCUGGUAUUUUAAUGCUUUUAACCUACCCUUUCUGAAGCCAUGCAGUCCUUGAAUACCUUGUGGUCACUUGUCUUCCUACUAAGGUUCUAAAGAAGUAAAAAUAUCAGUAACCAAAAGGAUACUGCUUAUUAGUAUGUUACUUUGUGUGCUAUUUUAUUUUCUAAACUUAUAUUUUCAAAUGUUCCUUAACAUAAAAACAAAGUGUUUCCCUAAUGUGGUUGUGGUAUGUCCAGUCCCCCAAAUGGCCUAUGUAUAAACUCGCUAAGUGUAGCAUGGUAUCUCUUUUAUUGAAAGAAUGGAUUCAUACAGUGGAAAGCCUGUCUGUGUUCAUGGGCUUCUUUUUGUUGUUGUUGCUUAAUGUCUAGUUAGUAGAAAGGAAAAGAUAGUUUACAUUGACAAACAUUAGACUCCCACUGGAGCCAGUAGAAAGUCCUCAUACCGUCCCAUCCUGUGGAUUAGGAAUACUACUGACAAGCAAAAAGUAGUGAGAUAUGUAAAUAUCCACUCCCUGUCCCCUCCCCCCUUUUUAAGUAGGACCCUUUGGGGAAGGCACCCCCUUGUUGGUGCAGUGGUCAAGGUGCCCCGCUACUGUCCGGACAGAUUGGUGGUCACUGUGGGUCAAAGUCAACUCCACGGCCGCGAGUUUGAUUUGCAGUUUGGAAGCACAAUGUUUCCACAUUCUGCGGUGUGCCUUGCACAUUGUGAAGCCUCGUUAACUAUUUAUUAAAUUAGUGAAUGAGGAAUGGAAGCAGCGGGAGGUUGGUCCCGGGUGAUGGAUGACUAAGAACUUGAUGGCCAAGUGCAGUGGUUUGUGAAUAAACUAGGCAUUCCAGGGACAGGAAGUGUAGAGGGAACUCCAUUACCUAUAGAAAUAGUUAAAUCUAGGUGCUUUUUCCUUCAUUUGAUGGCUGUGUUUAACCAUGUUUAAAUCCCAGCUAAGGAAUGCAGCACUAGAAUGAUCAGCUAACUGUCCCUUACUAUGUAUUAAAAAUGCAUAAAACUCCAUAGAGCUAAUGAAGCCCACUGCAUUAAAACACUGCGGUCCAUUGAUGUUAGCGGGCAGACAUUGCCAACAGAACAGGCGGGCAUCUGAAGAAACCCUUUGAUUUCCCCCAACUUGCUCAGCCCUGUCUCUGGACAUGGCCACUUUUCGUGUCUCCUUUGUUUCCCCAACUUGAACGGUGGACCUUGUGGUGUCUCUUAAGGCCAUUGGACACACUGCUCAAGCCCGAGGGUCCUGAUGCCUAGCAGUGUCCCCUCUGCUCUAGGCUUUGGCAUCUGCUGACCUCUUCAGAGCUCUGCGCCCAGACCACCAGUCAUAUUCCCGUUCCUGUGGUACAGUUCUAAUGUAAAGGAAAGGGCUUGUUAAUAACUAACAGGAUUGAAUCUGUGCAUGUUGCUGUAAAAACCCCCCCCCCCCCACCAACUUGAAUCUUUCAAUCAUGCUUAUGUGAUAAAAGCUGUAGAAGCAAACAUUUCUUAGACUCACUGCCCCUGGGUCUAUCGAUUGAUGCCAACUCACAGCGACCCUACAGGACAGGAUAGAGCUGUCCGUGUGGGUUUCCAAGACAGUAACUACGAGAGUAGAAAACCCUGUCUCUCUUGUUUUUAUGUGGUAGCUAGCAGCAAAGUCUGUGUGGUAGACUUAAUGUUGUUUUGAUAUGUUCAAGUCGUGUCAGUUCAUGCUUGUUGAUUCUCGUGUGUGUGCGCGUGCGCGUGCGAAGACUAGGGCGAAGACUUUAACGUGGUUGCAAACAAAUUGUGAGUCUAGUCAUUUUAUAGCACAAGAUGUGGUCUCAGAUAGAGGUGCACAAUAUAAUUUAGGAAAGUCCCUAAAUUAGGAGUACCUGGACUAGCCUGUUGCCAACCAGUGGGCUACAGAACCCUGUAGUUGACCUCACAAGCUGCCAGGACCAAAUAGAAAGGCCCCGUAAGGUUUUCAAGUGAGGCUGUCACCCUGACCGAAGCAGACUGCCACCGCGUUCUCCUGCAGAGGGCGUGGGUGGGGGACUUCCACGUGCCGGCUCUCCGUCAGCCAUGGACCCUGACAGCCAGACCCAUGGCUCCGUCAGGGCUCCUCUCUGCACUUGGUCUCCAUGCGAAGUUGUAAAGAGGAGAAAGCUGUCGUUACCAAAGGAAGUCACAUGGUCUGUUUUCUUUUGUAAGAAGCUUUUUAAAUUUUGUUACUAGAAAAUUUGUAUUUUAAAACUUGUAACCACUGAACCUUCUGUCUUUUGAAUGAAUUUCUCAAGGGGAGCUUUGCGCAAACCCUAACCUUCUACAGUGCAGCCGCCUCCCGGAGGCUGGGUGUGCCUGUGCUGCUCCAGCGGAGAACGCACCCAGAGAGGCAGGCAAAUUCAGUUUCAGGAAGGCAGUGCAUGUGCAGGGGAAACCAGACCUGUGAGUUUUAUUUACCAUCGCACAGUGUCUUGAAAAAACAAUUUUGUAUACAAUGUUAAUUCGAGUGCCUUUCUUUCUUACUUCUUUUGGAACAAAGCGCUUUGGCAUUUGAAGUUCAGGCAAAUCUAAGAGGACUUCUGCUAAGGGGAGGAGCCGGAGUUCCUGGGGGUUCCACCCAACAGGGGAUUGCGAAACUUCAUCCUUUGAUUCCCCCAUGCUGGGCCGGGUCGGUCUGCCCCACGGGCUGUCCUAUCCUUACAUGACACUGUUGCGGGCAGGUAGGAUGCUGUGGUGCACGUUUCACUCUGAUCCUCUUCAGGCAGCCACUUCUGCACCCACGACAGCUAACCUCUUGGGGUGGGGGUGGUGGGGAGGCAUCACACUUAGAGGGCAGCAUGUGCACAAUCACAGCUGAACAUAACACAGUGGUUCUCAACCGUCCUCAUGUGGCCCCCCCCCCCCCAACCAUAAAAUUAUUUUCGU
This is a messenger RNA of Echinops telfairi (small Madagascar hedgehog), 6270 nucleotides long. RefSeq names its product protein prenyltransferase alpha subunit repeat containing 1 (gene PTAR1). Gene Ontology annotation, biological process: protein prenylation. Lineage: Eukaryota; Metazoa; Chordata; Mammalia; Afrosoricida; Tenrecidae. Bases 1 to 1287 code for a protein of 428 amino acids. Gene Ontology annotation, cellular component: cytoplasm. Gene Ontology annotation, molecular function: protein prenyltransferase activity. The record is from RefSeq and is a predicted model, not a curated record. The transcript is spliced from 7 exons.